AUGCAGGCUAGCUGCCUUAUUGCUGUGGACUCGAGCGCCAAGCUCUGGAACGGAGUGCCGAUUCAAGCAAAGAACCUCGGCUACUGGCUACUCCAGAAGAUUACCCCGUCUUCCGCUGGCUUCCCGAGCAAGCCGGACAUGAGCGUCGGCGAGCGCCUCAAGAUGAUUCUCAAGCUCCUCACCAUCUUCCCCGUGAGCCUCGCCCUCAACAUCCUGCGCAUGCUCGUGCUGUCCGUCGUGCACGGCAUGAAGCUGCGCCCGUCGCUGCUGGCCGCCGUCGUGCGCACCACCUUUGGCAUCCUGACGGGCAAGGAGAUUCAGAAGCUGCAGCCGACGACGCGCCAAGAGUACGCCAAGUUCAUCAAGUACGCGGCCAAGCGGUGGAGCGCGCCCAACUUCAAGAACCGCGUCGUCUACGACGUGCAGGAGCUCAACAAGGGUGUCGACGACUCGGCCAUUCUCUGGCUCGGCGACCGCAAAAAGGCAAAAAAGGUGGUCCUCUUCCUCCACGGCGGCGGCUACGUGCUGCCCGCCUCCGACGGCCACUUCCUCUGGGCCUGGAACGCCUACGUCAUGUCGGGCGUCGAGGCCGGCGUCGAGACGGCCGUCGCCUUCUUGCAGUACACGCUCGCGCCCCGCGGCGUCCUGCCCGGCCCCCUGCGCCAGACCGUCGCCGCCUACGAGGAGGUCCGCGCGCAGGGCUUCCAGGCACGCGACGUGGUCGUCGGCGGCGACUCGGCCGGCGGGAACCUGACGAUGCAGUUCCUCGGCCACGCCCUCCAUCCGCAGCCAACCGUUACCGAGCUCAAGCUGUCGGAGCCCCUUGCCGGCGCCUUCCUCGUGUCUGCCUGGCUGGGCCAGAGCGACGACACCGAGUCCUUCCGCACCUUUGGUAAUAAUGACAUGGUCAGCACGGCUAUCAUCCAGAAGCUGGGACCGGAGUCGAUUGACCCUCACAAGCACGCUACCGUCAGGUUUGAGUCAGACCCUUGGUCGCGCCCCCUCGAGGCCGACUUUGGCUGGUUCCAAGGCUUUGAAGCGAUUACGCCCAAGCUCUACAUCACGUAUGGCGGCCGAGAGGUGCUGCGCGACCACAGCCUUGCCAUGAUUGAGACAAUCAAGCGCGAGGCGCCCGCCGUGAACUUGCUCACCUACGAGGCCCCCAAGGAGCUCCACGACGGUGUUCUCCUUGAGCACAUUUUCAAGAAGCCCGACCACAACGCCAAGAAGAUGAAGACAUGGUUCAAGAGCGUCAUCAUUGAAUAA
Molecule: messenger RNA, 1266 nt
Organism: Cordyceps militaris CM01
Lineage: Eukaryota; Fungi; Ascomycota; Sordariomycetes; Hypocreales; Cordycipitaceae
Product: alpha/beta hydrolase fold protein
Exons: 3
Coding region: 1-1266 (421 amino acids)
Molecular function (GO): hydrolase activity
Source: RefSeq, a predicted model, not a curated record